This is a messenger RNA of Lagopus leucura (white-tailed ptarmigan), 1770 nucleotides long. RefSeq names its product PABPN1 like, cytoplasmic (gene PABPN1L). The transcript is spliced from 8 exons. The coding region runs from base 56 to 805 and encodes 249 amino acids. The record is from RefSeq and is a predicted model, not a curated record. Lineage: Eukaryota; Metazoa; Chordata; Aves; Galliformes; Phasianidae. Gene Ontology annotation, molecular function: RNA binding.
CGGCGUGCGGCGCUGCUUUGCUGGGCGUCGGGCGGCUGUGCGCGGAGCAGGCGGCAUGUUUGCGGGCAAGGCCAGUCCUCUCUUCUUGGACUCUUCUGGGAUCUGGUGGCAGGACCCAGCAUCCAUAGCAGCAGGGGAGGCGUCCUGGGAUGUGCCGGAGGUGGCAGCUCUGCAGAAGGCUGCGGAUGAUGGCUCAGACCACAGCCAACCGGAGGAGGACAGCUUGGAGGAGCUGGCUGUGCAGGACCCUGAGCUGGAGGCCAUCAAAGCCAGAGUGCGGGAGAUGGAGGAGGAGGAUAAGAGGCUGAAGGAGCUGCAGCUGGAGGCUGAGAGCUGCCUCCUCAUGGGCUCAGAGGCAGGUCUGUUCCAGAGGACGACCGAGGGGAAGGUGGAGGCUGACCAACGGUCCAUCUAUGUGGGCAAUGUGGACUACGGGGGCACGGCAGAGGAGCUGGAAUCUCACUUCAACAGCUGUGGCCAGAUCAACCGUGUGACCAUCCUCUGUGACAAGUUCUCAGGGCAUCCCAAAGGGUAUGCAUACAUCGAGUUUGAGCAGAAGAGCUCUGUGAAGGCGGCGGUGGAGUUGGAUGAGAGCAUAUUCAGGGGCCGUGUCAUUAAGGUGCUGCCCAAGAGGACCAACAUGCCUGGCAUCAGCAGCACCGACCGUGGCGGCCGCCGGGGCCGCUUCCAAGGCCGGGGAGGGCUGAUCCCACGCUGGGGGUACUAUGGGGGGCAGCCCCUGAGGCUGCGAGGGAGGACAUACAGGGGUCGGGCCAGGCUGCUGCCUUGGUAUUUCCCGUAUUAGAAAGGAAGACUGCGCUGCCCUGGAGGUGCCGAUGGGACCGAAGAGAUGGGAUUGGAGAGAUUUAAAAACAAACAAAAAAAUGCCUACCCGAGCCAAAAAAAAAAAAAAAAAGAUUAAUUUUAAAAUGCCAUCUGCCUGCCCUGGGGAUUACUGGUGGCAGCUGAGUGCUGUGCAGCUGGAGCUGGGCGCGAGGGGGAAGACUGGAUCUGCUCUGUUGGCAUCCCAGGAGCCAUCUCCUUAUCUUAGGGCUUGUUUUUAAAGGGAAGACUUUGUGUUAAAGAAGGCAGGCUGGGAGACCACCAUCGCAACUGUGAAGAUCUGCACUGCAAUCUGUUUUAUUAUGUGAUUCUCACGCUGAUCUUUCAGGAUCCUUGGUUAGGAUUCUUCUCGCCCAGAUGAACUGGCUCCUAAAGCAGCUUUUCACUGCUCAGGGCACUGCCAGACUGAAAAUCCCACUGAGUUUUGUUUUCCUUAGGACUUCAGGAUAUAUAGAUGUAUAUUUUAAAGCUCGGGGCCUUACCUCUUGUGUUGGUUUUGCACUUUGUCCAGCGUGGGCUGUGCUGCUGAGGCUGGCCUUGGUUUCCCUGUCUGAGAGACCCUUGGGCUCAAGCUACAAAACUGGCUUCUGCAAGGGCUCUGAGCUUUCCUUUAGUAGCUUUGUCAAUUAGAGAGGCUUAAUUUUUAAUAAAAACUACUUUGGAGUGUCUGGAUUGCUUUGUGCUGACUUGAGGGAUAGGAAAUGCAGAACUCUUGUCUCUGUGAGUGAGAGGAGUGAAGACUUUUAUAGGAAACUUUCAGCAUAGCAGUGUACAGCUGUGCCUUGUUUAGAUGGUGGGAGAGGCUCAGAUGCUUUCAUCUCCUUAUUUGACAGCUUCUUGUUGAUUAAAUGUAUUUGAGUUCUGUCUGAGAAGGUAAUGUAAAUGUCACUUAUUUUUAAAAUAAAUGAUCCUGCUGUGUGAACUUCA